ACGCACCUGUGACUAAUUAGUAGAGGCAGCUCGGUGCAAGGGGUCGGUCGGUGUUCUUCCCUCAUUGUUUGUCCAUUCUGUCUCACAGCGUGAUUGGGAUUCGUUGCAUGACUUGUUUUAUUCCCCGGGUUCGGCCGCUUGUGUUCCCGUGUCAGGCAUCAUGCAGGAUGUCAUUGUUGGAGUUCAGAAGAUUCGGUUCGAUCUGGAAAUGCACGGGCUUAUCAAGAAAAGGGCCCGGAUGCUCCCGUUGUCGGGAAUCGAUAUCCCAAAGCAGACUUGCCGACAUGCCCCUUGGAGCUGCACAAGCAUUGCUGGCUUCAGCCUCAAUGAUGAUUGACAUGGCACUCCUGGCCAGGCACCAGAAUCUGUUGCUGCAGGGGAUCACUCCCUUCCCACACCUCUCCAGUACCAUGAGCAUCGUCCACUACCAGCUGAGACAGCUGCAGGAGGCAGGCACGUCAACACGGGGCUCCGCCCGGCCCAUCCACCUUGCCACCUGCUACAAGUGUGGCGAGAAGGGUCACUACGCCAACAAGUGUGGAAGGAGGCACCUGGGCCUGCUGGCUGGGCACUGAGAGAAAGGCAUUGCUCUGGACCGUCCUCAAGGGGCUUCAACAGCCAGGGUCCAUUGAGGAGAAACACACACACGUGUUUAUGAAACAAGUAAUAUGAUUGGCUGAUGCACUUCGGCAGAUAACUCUGGUAUUCCUUUGAAGUUCAAGGAUUCCCACACUGUUCAAAUACAUUGGUUUA
Molecule: messenger RNA, 753 nt
Organism: Acipenser ruthenus (sterlet)
Lineage: Eukaryota; Metazoa; Chordata; Actinopteri; Acipenseriformes; Acipenseridae
Product: cleavage and polyadenylation specificity factor subunit 4-like
Exons: 4
Coding region: 108-575 (155 amino acids)
Molecular function (GO): nucleic acid binding; zinc ion binding
Source: RefSeq, a predicted model, not a curated record